CGACGACGUCGACCUCGUCCUUUGUACUCACGCCUGCAUCGACCCCGUACGCAUGCUCAGGCUGACGUCUGUGUCUGUGACUACGCAUAUACUCUCCUCCUUGCCACGACCACAAGUCCUGUUUCACUGCAGGCAUCUUCCUCUCCGUCACCUCGUAUCAGGAGCUUCAGCCUUGCAGCAAAGAGCCCCGCACAACAUGGCCUCUUCCACUGCUUCCGGGUCGCGUACCUACGCCGAAGCUAUCGAGGCCCUCAAUACUCUGCAGUCCAAUGCUGCGACGAUUGCAGCUAUCCGUGCGUCGGGAGGCAAGGCCAACGAUCUCGCAAUUUCCGAGAUGGUCGAGUACCUAUCUCGCAUCGGUUAUUCGCUAGAGGACCUCGACCGACUGAACAUCAUACAUAUCACCGGUACAAAAGGCAAAGGUAGCACAGCAGCCUUCUCUUCCCAGUUGGUCUGCGAUGCGCUCUCGGAGGAAAGCGGAGCAGACGCAUCAGGGCCAAAAGUGGGGCUAUACACGUCGCCUCAUAUGCUCUUGGUGAGGGAGAGGAUGCGGCUUGAUGGACUACCACUCAGCGAGGAGAGAUUCGCCAAGGACUUUUGGUACGUCUGGGACAAGCUCGGAGAGACGGCUGACAAGCGAGCUCGCCCAGAUGUGACUCCAGUUCGGCCCGUCUACUUCCGCUUCAUGACUCUUCUCUCAUUCCAUACCUUCCUGACCACGCCCUCACUCCGGGCCGUGAUCCUCGAAGUAGGUAUUGGGGGCAAGUACGACUCGACGAACAUCGUCAAGACACCAGUGGUAUGUGGUGUUGCAACGCUGGGUUUGGACCAUACUGCGCUGCUGGGCAACACCAUUGAGGAGAUUGCAGAGCAGAAAGCCGGCAUAUACAAGAAGCGGCGUCCAGCGUUGGCUGUAAGACAGAGCAAAGAAAGCGCAGAGGCUGUACUACGGAGAUGCGCUGAAGAAGUCGGGGCUCCCUUUACGCUUCUUCCAGCUCCAUCCGCAGCCCUACAGAAGAUCUCUCUCGGUCUGCCUGGCCCACAUCAAGUGACAAACGCCCACCUGGCUCUCUCCCUCGUGGAGAGCUUCCUGGCAGAGACCGCCACCUUCUCCACACCCACGUCGGUAUGGUCCGACAAGGAUACCCUGCAGCCUGCAGAAUGGGCUCAGAAAAGUCUACGCAACGCACGGUGGCCGGGACGAUGUCAGAUCGUCCGUCCCGCACCUGUCGAGACGUCCUCAUCCGCCAAUGAAAAGCUUCAGCCGACGUACUUCCUCGAUGGAGCACACACGACGGACUCCCUCGCUCUGUGCACCAGAUGGUUCAUCGGAGCCAGCGCAUCUGUCGCUGCAGAGCAGCAGUCCAGUGGCGGCGACAGCCCCACUGCGCAGGUGGAGAGACACCUGAUCUUCAAUUGCACCAAUGGCCGCAGCGCUGCUGAGCUUCUCUCUUCUCUCCUCUCCACCAUCUCUGCCGAGACUGGUAGCAGCAGUCCCACAUCCUACUUCACCCAAGUGCACUUCUGUACAAAUGUCACCUACUCCUCGCGUGGCUUCUCCUCUGAUCUAACCUCCAAGGCGAUGGACCCAGACGACCUCUCUGCGCUUAGCAUUCAGCGAGAGCUCAAGGCUGCUUGGCUAGAGCUUGCUGGACCUGAAAGGAAGGAGGAGGAGGAGAAGAGGGUGCAGAUCUGGCCCACGAUCGAAGAUGCAGUCAAGGCUGUGGCUGCUUCUCAACCACGGGAAAACCAAAGCCACGUCCUCGUGGCGGGCAGUCUGCAUCUUGUUGGAGGCGUGAUGAGCCAUUUGAAAGAUGCGGGCGCGCUGGAUGACAAGCUCGAGGCGGUGUGGGGAAAUGUCAAGGUGUAAAGAUUCGGGACGUAUUGAGGAGGAUUAGACGCUUUUGCCAAAGUAGACUGUGUAGACUGAGUGAUCCCAAGGUUACAAGGAAUGGUGCCAUUGUUACGUCGAGGUCCAGGGUAAUAUUAAUAUACAGAACAAAUAUCUCGUGAAACAG
Messenger RNA from Microstroma glucosiphilum, 2018 nucleotides. RefSeq names its product FolC bifunctional protein. NCBI's taxonomy places the organism in Eukaryota, Fungi, Basidiomycota, Exobasidiomycetes, Microstromatales, Microstromataceae. Gene Ontology annotation, biological process: tetrahydrofolylpolyglutamate biosynthetic process. The transcript has 3 exons. Bases 197 to 1870 code for a protein of 557 amino acids. Gene Ontology annotation, cellular component: mitochondrion; cytosol; cytoplasm. Gene Ontology annotation, molecular function: tetrahydrofolylpolyglutamate synthase activity; ATP binding. The record is from RefSeq and is a predicted model, not a curated record.